GGUGGUUGUAUCCAGAAUAAUGGUGAUUGUGAAGCUUGUGAAAAAGGUAGUACAGGUUGUAAUAAUGGGACAUGUAAUAGAAAUGAUGGUAGUUGUAUAUAUGGUUGUAUUUCUGGUAAAUCAGGACCUACAUGUACUAAUGAUUGUAGUAAAAACUGUAUUAUAUGUAGUCAGAAUGACAAUAAGAAAUGUACCCAAUGUCACGAUGGAUAUUAUGGACAGUCAUGUAAACAACCAUGUAAUAAAACAUGUCAAUCACAAGACAAU
This is a messenger RNA of Lottia gigantea (owl limpet), 267 nucleotides long. RefSeq lists its product as hypothetical. NCBI's taxonomy places the organism in Eukaryota, Metazoa, Mollusca, Gastropoda, Lottiidae. The record is from RefSeq and is a predicted model, not a curated record. The annotation marks the transcript as partial. The transcript has a single exon.